UCUAAUAAACUUUCAUGAAGGGAUUUAUACAGAGGAAUUAAUCAGGCGGAGUUAAGGUAGCAUAAAUGUUUGAUCGUAUGUAUCGGAUAUUACCUCUGCUCCUCCUGGGAGGAUUCUUCCUGACAGGCGUGCGGCAUGUUACUGGGAUAGAAAUUAGAACGGAGAAGGAAAUGGAAGCAGUCAACGGGACGAAUGUGAAACUAAGCUGCACCUUCAGUAGUACUCAUCCAGUGACUCCAGGUUCUGUCACAGUAUCCUGGUACUUCCAACCCCUGAAUUCAAACCCCGGCGAGUCUCUGUUUUACUACCAGGAUGAAACGCCUCACCCUCCAACGUCUCCGCAGUUCAAAGGGCAUGUAGUGUGGUCGGGAGAUGUCAUGAGAAAAGAUGCUUCCAUCACUCUCCAGAACGUGAAUCCAACUUUUAAUGGCACCUACAGCUGCCACGUGAGAAACCCUCCAGACUUUCAAGGCAAUAUUGGAGAGAUCAACCUCAGAGUGGUCAACAAAGUGUCCCUCUCUGAGAUAAGUUUCCUGGCGAUCAUAGUUGGAGGUGCCUGUGGUGUAAUCCUGCUCAUUCUCACUAUCUUUGUGGCAGUGAAGUUCUACAAAAGGAAAAGGGAAAAUGACUUUGAGCUGCACGAGCACGAUUUCAAAGAACAAGCUGUGUGGUGAGGGCCAGAGAACUCUGUCUUUUGGGACUGGUGUGGACUCUGGUUGG
Messenger RNA from Pelmatolapia mariae (spotted tilapia), 720 nucleotides. RefSeq names its product myelin protein zero-like 2b (gene mpzl2b). The coding region runs from base 66 to 674 and encodes 202 amino acids. Gene Ontology annotation, cellular component: plasma membrane. Gene Ontology annotation, biological process: cell-cell adhesion. The record is from RefSeq and is a predicted model, not a curated record. NCBI's taxonomy places the organism in Eukaryota, Metazoa, Chordata, Actinopteri, Cichliformes, Cichlidae. The transcript is spliced from 4 exons.